This is a messenger RNA of Oreochromis aureus, 2657 nucleotides long. RefSeq names its product nuclear factor 7, brain-like. Gene Ontology annotation, molecular function: protein binding; zinc ion binding. The record is from RefSeq and is a predicted model, not a curated record. The transcript has a single exon. Lineage: Eukaryota; Metazoa; Chordata; Actinopteri; Cichliformes; Cichlidae. Bases 375 to 1796 code for a protein of 473 amino acids.
UUUUUUAAAAAAGGUAUUUAUUUAUUUAUUUUUGUUUGAGGGUGGCGGGAGGGAUUUAUUUAUUUUAGAAACCACAUCUGACAUAUCACAGUAACUUUAUGAAUUAAAUAACUACUUUUAUGAAUAUUAUUUAUUUGCUUCUCUAUUCUUCUAAAAACUAAAUUUGAAAACCUGAAUUGUGACUAAACAGCGAUAUCUAGUGGAGACAACUAAUAUUUCCAUAAAUAAUCACAUGACCGUGAUACAUGAAAAUGAAACUAAAUUUGACGGUGUUGGACGGAGCACAGACGCCAUUACAGGCUGACAGAUCUCUGCUGAAAAAAACUAUUCAGAGUCACAGUAAUUUGGUGAGUUAAAAAGAUUUUAAGGAUCAAAUGGCUGAGAAACUUGCAAUCGUUGAAAAAUUCCUGAGCUGCCACGUGUGUUCAGAGACUUUCAGAGAUCCUGUGUCUCUGAGCUGCAACCACAGCUUCUGUUCAAGCUGCCUGCAGAAAUUCUGGGAACAAACUAAAAACAAAAACUGUCCCAUUUGUAAAAGAAAAUCUUCAAAGGACUAUCCAAGUGUGAACUUUGCUCUGAAAGAACUUGCUGAUUCAUUUACUGAGGGAAAUAAAUCUGGAUCAUCUGAGACAGAAAAGGCAGAGAAGAAAUUAACAGUGGUGUGCAGUAAACACGAGACAAAGUCUAAACUGUUCUGUGUGGACGAGCAGAGAGCUGUGUGUCCUGGCUGUGAGUUUUCUCUCCACCAGAGUCACAAAGUGGUUCCUGUAGAAGAAGCAGUCAGUGACCUGAAGAAGCAGCUGAAAUCUGACUUAAAGUCCCUGAAGGACAAGAGGAACAAAUACAAACAAGUGGAGGAAACUUACAAUGAAAUGAUUCAACACUCUAAGAAGCAGCUGUUGUCCACAGAGAGGCAGAUCAGAGCAGAGUUCAACAAGCUCCAGCAGUUCCUGAAAGAGGAAGAGGAGUCCAGACUGGCAGCUCUGAAGGAGGAAGAGGAGCAAAAGGGGAGGACUAUCAGCAGAGAGAUGAAGAUGAUUGAGGAGCAGAUCUCCUCUCUGUCAGACAGCAUCUGUGCUGUUGAAGAAGAGCUGCAGAAACACAGCGUGCCAUUCCUCAGCAGUUAUAAAGACACUCAGAGCAGAGCCAGAGCCCAGAGCUCAGUGUCAGAUCCACAGCUGGUCUCAGGAGCACUGAUAGAUGUGGCCAAACACCUGGGCAACCUGUCCUUCAGAGUGUGGGAGAAGAUGAAGGAGAAGGUCCACUUCAGUCCUGUCAUUCUGGACCCAAACACUGCAAAAGCCUCUCUCUAUCUGUCUGAUGAUCUGACCAGUGUGAGACUUGGAGACACAAAGCAGCAGCUCCCUGAUAAUCCAGAGAGAAACACUUAUUAUCCCAUUGUUUUUGGCUCUGAGGGUUUCAGCUCAGGGAAACACAGCUGGGAGGUGGAGGUGGGAGACCAUCCUGACUGGAAUGUGGGUUUAGCUAAAGAGUCAGUUGACAGGAAGGGAGAGCUUUUUACUUCACCAAAAUAUGGAAUCUGGUGUUUAAGGCAUAAAAGUGGAGAAUACACUAAUGGUGUUGGUCAGACUGUAACAGUGGAGAAGAGUCUCCAGAGGAUCAGAGUCCAGCUGGACUAUGACAGGGGGGAGGUGUCCUUCUAUGACCCUGAAGACAUGACUCACAUCUACACUCACAGAGACACUUUCACUGAGAAACUCUUCCCAUAUUUCAGCAUUAGAGAGGCAGAAAAUGCCGAAACCUCUGAUAUCAAAAUCUGUCAGACUGAGAUUUGAUUGUAAAGUGAUUCUUUAUUUUAACAGUUUUUUCAGUACAGCAGCAGGUUAAUUUUAGGGAAAUUAUUAAUCAUACUGUCUAACUUCAUUAUCAGGUUUUAUUACAUUUUGUUGAUCUAGUGGAACUAUUAGCAAUUUAAUGAAACCAAAGCAACUUUUUCAUGUGAAAAUCUUGUGACCCACUCGAGUUUGUGUAAGAAACUUUUACAUUUUUUUCUUGUUUCUUUUAAAUUAAUAUUUUCAGAAUAUUUCUCAUGUUGUUCAUGUAAAUAUUUUUGAUAGUGUUAAAAUCUGAAUGAUGAUGAUUUCUUUGCUUUUCAAAGUUGUUGAGUGUGAACAGCAAACUGUGACACUUCUUAAAAGAAGGAUUACUGAUUAAACAUCAGCGAGAGUCAACUUUACAACUACAAGAUUUAAAUUUCCUGAUUAUCAGCAUCUUGUUUUCAGUUAAAUAACAUUUGAAAGUAACACUUCUUCUUUAAAGUUUUCCAAAUUCAAUGAAAUGACUUCUAAGUUCUGAUGCUGUCUCAUCACUAGGGCUGCCACAAACGAUUAUUUUGAUAGUCGACUAGUCACCGAUUAUUUUUGCGAUUAGUCGACUAAUCAGAUCAUGCAUCCAUUGGACGUAAAACGUACAGCUUAUUUCACCAGCAGCAUCUGCUCUUAUAUAACUAUCAUUAGCUUAUAGCUUGAAGUGUUUAAGGUCUGUGCUAACUAAAAAUAAAGACAAGAUAAUAGUUUGUUUAGGUGAAGAUUAAUAAACUCCUUGCUAUCUAAAAUAUAACAGGACACCGGAGUAUAUUCUCGAGCAUCUCACAUUUCUGAUAAUCAGUUUUCUGCUUGACGUUUAUUCAGCUGUGU